This is a messenger RNA of Cuscuta campestris, 1513 nucleotides long. NCBI's taxonomy places the organism in Eukaryota, Viridiplantae, Streptophyta, Magnoliopsida, Solanales, Convolvulaceae. The record is from the annotation of a GenBank genome assembly.
GGUUACGCGGGUUGGGGUGUUACAUUUUGGUAUCGGAGCAUGUGGUUUUAAAAACGGUUCUCGGAAAAAAACAAAAAAACAAAAUGUGAAUUUAUUUUCAAAAAAAAAUGUUUCCUUAAAAAAAAUAUCCACAACUUUGCGACGUCACUGCUCCAAGAGAAUGGACCCUAUCGUUAAUUACGAUGAUGAUCAUCACUCUGAGGAUGAGAUUGUACAACAGAACAACGAUCAAAACAUGAAAAUGAAUCAAAACGUCCCACAACAAGAGGUGCCAAACGGUGGGCCUGCUGGGGUCCCACAGAUCGACCAUGCAAUGACGAUGCAACUCCUACAACAAGUUCUGAUCAUGAACCAGAAUGCCUUGACGCACGUUCGACAACCGGAACUGAGGAUCACACUUGAGAAACUGAAGAAAAACAGCGUUGAAGAAUUCCUAGGCGAGAACAUUGCCGACCCGUUGAUUGCGUUUAGAUGGAUAGAGCGCGUACGACGCGUAUUCGAGAAUUUGAAGGUUCCAGCUGGUGAGUGGACUGAUUUCGCGGUCAUGCUUCUACAGAGUAAUGCGUACGAAUGGUGGAAGCGCACUACUCGAAAUGCGAAUCAUCCAGUGAAAGUGACGUGGGCGUACUUCGAUCAAGUGUUCAAAGAGGAGUAUAUUCCCGAGUCGUUUGUGGAAGAGAAAAGAGAAGAGUUUCUACAUCUUGAGAUGGGUACGAUGAGUCUUCCUGAGUAUCAUCAGCUGUUCGAUCAUCUCGCUGAGUUUGGCCAAGAUUUGGUGAACACCACCAAAUGUCGUUGCGAUAAGUUCGUGAAGGGCAUGCGCCCGAAACUUCAGAAGCACAUGUCUACUGCCUCUAGGCAAGACUUUGGUCUUAUGUACGAACAAGCCAAAGAAGUGGUUCGAACUAAAGAAGGCGUGAGCCAGAAGAACAACCAGCAAUCAGCUAAGACAACUACGCAGGCAGCUAGCACGAGCAAGACUCUUCCAGGAAAGAGACCUCCAAGUGGAUCCGAGCUACAAAUUUCAAAGAAGGCCAACUCGCUACCCACACAGUCUGUAGCUUCGACUAGCAAAGGCAAUCAACUAAUGCAUCUGUUGUAUUCUGAUUGCAAUCGCCAUCACCUAGGAGAAUGCUGGAAGAAGCUGGGGUUGUGUAUGGGGUGCGGUCAGUCUGGCCACUUCAGAAGGAAUUGCCCGACCAAUCCUGGUUUUCCAUUCUCUAAUGCUCCAGCACCGAGUCAUACGCCUACUACUAGACCUGCGCAAAGCGAGUGUACGACCGCUGCAUCUCAACGUCCACAAAGACCACAACAACCUGCUGCAGUUGUCGUUCGAUCUCGAGGUCGAUCCUGAAUGCGACUCUGGAUCGCGACCCAUAUAAAAAUAUUUUCAGAGUAAUGUGGAAGUACAAUAAUAAUCAAAUCAUGACACAUUUAAUAUCUGAUGACCAAACAUUUGCCUGCCAUCCUUGCAUCUCCGCUGACUCAAUGCCCUCCGGGAAUGGUUCCGUUA